AUUCACCGGUCCCAUCAACCAGAGAGAAUCCUCCCAUGGCAAUAACCCCCACCCCCCCACCGUCUCCAAGUCCAUACUUCAAAAUCACAGGGCUAGGGGAAAAGGGCCUGGGUGCAAUCGCCACGAGCACGAUACCCGCCAACACCCUACUAUUCUCGGAGUCACCCCUACUGAAGGUCCUCCACUCCCCUUCCUCCGGAAUCGACAAGGCCGAGCAGGUAUCCGCGGCGUUCACCGCGCUCCCCGCACAUUCCCAGACCCUCUUCCUCUCCCUCGCCGGUGGUGCGGAAGCGGGAGUUGAGGGUGCGUGGAAGUGCAACAACUUCAUGCUUACCACGGACGGACUCGAGAACGCGGUUUUCGCCCACGCUAGCAGGAUCAAUCACUCUUGCGAUGGGGGUGAGAAUGCGUACUGGAGGUGGGAGGGGGGUAAAGGGAGGAUUGAAUUUUGGAGUGGGAAGAGGGUGGAGGUUUGUUUGUUUGUUCUUAUGAUAUUUUCCCUUCUUUAUUUCUUUCUAGGGUUGUUGCGAUGGAGGGGGGUUGCUGAUGUGGGAGUGCUACUAUGGUAGGAAGGGGAGGAGAUUACCCAUUGCUAUAGACCGGAUUGGAGGAUGGGGACUGGGAAUAGGAGGUUGGCUUUGAUGGGGGAGUAUGGGUUCUUGUGUGGGUGUGUGGUGUGUGAAGCGGGAGUGGAUGAUUUGCUGUAGGAGGGAGUUUGAUGAUGAGGGUAUGUAUAGGGGUUGGGUUCCUUGCUGCUUGGAUAAUGUAGCUUCCCGAGGUUCCGGUGCCGCUGCUUUCUCCUAUUAUAGUAGUGGAUAGUGCCCUCCCCCAUCGGGAUACCCGCAGUAUAAGACGGGGAUCCGGGACUAUAAGAGAUUUACUGUUAUCACUACUCUGCACCCAUACAUUCCAUGAGAUUACCUAUGGGCUUUU
Messenger RNA from Tuber aestivum (summer truffle), 933 nucleotides. The record is from the annotation of a GenBank genome assembly. NCBI's taxonomy places the organism in Eukaryota, Fungi, Ascomycota, Pezizomycetes, Pezizales, Tuberaceae.